Dibothriocephalus latus is the source of this 339-nucleotide messenger RNA. The record is from the annotation of a GenBank genome assembly. NCBI's taxonomy places the organism in Eukaryota, Metazoa, Platyhelminthes, Cestoda, Diphyllobothriidea, Diphyllobothriidae.
ACACAUCAGACUGGCAAUACGUAAAUUCCGAGAGCAACCCGGCGAAUAUAGCCUCAAGAGGAAUAGCCGGCGACAGGGUAAAGGAGAGUGUGUGGCUUACGGGUCCCACCUUUCUUGGCAAGAAGUCGGACGAAUGGCCUCGAGAACCCGACCAACGAUCCCCUGUAGUUUCAGGAGAACCAAAGGCAGCAGUGAAUACGGUCCACAUGGAGGACCAUUGGCUAACACCCUUUUCGGGCUGUAGUAGUUGGACUAAACUGCUAAGACACGUUGCAUGGUUGCGAAUAUUCAAAGCCUACAUAAAGGGUGAAGGCCUUACCACAACCAAGGCCUAUUUCU